AUGGGCAUUCCGCACCUCAUUACUACCCUGCAGCCUUUUGCUCAACAGGGCUUUCUCAAAGACGAAGCUAUUGUCAUAGACGGGCCAGCCUUUGCGUACCACAUUCUUGAGAUAUGUAGGCGUAAUGGGAUAACGCAGCCGAGCUAUGCUGUCCUGGGCUGCACGGCGGUGCGGUGGCUGAGCGAGCUAUCGAUGCACAGCUUUAUAGACGGCAUCUACUUUGACGGCUAUCUACCCAAGUCCAAAAUUGAUGUCCGUAUGGAGAGAAUGGUCAAGGCAACCAGCCAGCUCAACCAAUUCCAUGCAGCCUACCCGGAUGGCUGCCCAGAGCGUCAUUUACAAACGACCCGGGAGACGGCAGCCGUAGACUUGUUUGCGUUUCAAACAUCAGAUACAAGAAAACUACUCCCACCGCCGUUUCUUGUGCCAGCCAUCAUCGACGCCUUAAAAGCGAGCCAUCAGUACAGCAAGGUGUUGAGAAUAGUUCCCGGCGAGGCAGACACCUUUUGCGCCAGGCACCUGGCCCGAGCAAAAAAAGGCGUCGUUCUGACGUCAGACUCUGACCUACUGGUCCACGACCUGGCGGGCGGCCGCGUUGUUUUCUUCCGCGACAUCUACUUGUCUCAGGGUAAAUGGAAGGCUCCCAUCUUCGAUCCGGAAGUCAUGUGCCGGAAUUUCAGCGACGGGAUUCGUCGGUUCGCCUACGAGCUGUCACUCUCGCCUCACUCAACAGUCCCGGAGCUGGCGCUUGCGUGCAGCCAGCCAAUGACGACGCGAUCCGAUGACUACAAGAUAUUCUGCCAGCAGUAUCAGAACGAGAUUUUUGACCAGAUUGAGAGCUACGGCCCUGAAUUAGAGUCAAUGGAUCCGCGAGUUUCUGAGGUGUCUAUCCAGAUGGGCCCCGUGUUUGAUGAACCAGUGGCCAAUAUAUAUCUCCCCGUCCUGGUGGAGAGCCCUAUGCGCGCCAGUGCCUGGGAAUCUAGCAUCUCGAUCCGUCAGUUGGCUUAUACGAUUUUGAAGUUUUGUAACCAGAGCACUACUUCAAUGGUGAACGAGUAUAGACGUGUGCAGACUCACCAGCAACAGGGCAAGCCGGCCCCCCUACUGCUCUUUGCUGAGAUACCUCACACCAUCACCGAGCUUAUCAGGCGUCUUAACUUGAUCAAAAUUGAGAGCAGAGGAAAAAUAGAGAUGACAGGAUUUGGGUUGAUGAAUUAUCUGUACAUCUGUGGAGACGGCGACGGGAAAUCACCAGUCACCCGUGUGGUCGUGCAGCAGCUACAAAAACAGCAGCAGCACUCACAAACAAAACUAGCCUGGGACAUGGUCCAUUUAACCGCCCAGCUACAAGCGUUCAACUACUCUCUCAGGAUACUCUGGCAGGUCCUACAACUUGUACCGGGGCCUCAGCACUGCUCGUGGAGUAAGGAAGCCGGAGAUCUUAAGCGCCAGCUGAAAGUUCUGCCACCCUUGACAGAGUUUCCAGAGGUACACGAGGUGGUAGAGUUUUUCAAUUGGCUUCCGGGAUCCGAGAUGAAGGAUGCAGUGCGCCGAUUUCUCAAAGUGCCCGAGCCCGAUGCGAAGACGCCGCCAUCUGAUGGUAAGAGGAAGAGGAGGCGCGGGCAAUUGGGACCACGAGAGAAACGGACGAAACAGCAGCAGUAUCAACGGCGACAGCAGCAGUAUGGGGGCAACAGGUUCAAUCAUCUUCCUGACGAAUGA
Messenger RNA from Geosmithia morbida, 1722 nucleotides. RefSeq lists its product as uncharacterized. The transcript has 2 exons. Lineage: Eukaryota; Fungi; Ascomycota; Sordariomycetes; Hypocreales; Bionectriaceae. The record is from RefSeq and is a predicted model, not a curated record. The coding region runs from base 1 to 1722 and encodes 573 amino acids.